Danio aesculapii is the source of this 5843-nucleotide messenger RNA. RefSeq names its product bone morphogenetic protein/retinoic acid inducible neural-specific 2 (gene brinp2). The coding region runs from base 748 to 3078 and encodes 776 amino acids. The transcript is spliced from 8 exons. Gene Ontology annotation, biological process: positive regulation of neuron differentiation; negative regulation of mitotic cell cycle. NCBI's taxonomy places the organism in Eukaryota, Metazoa, Chordata, Actinopteri, Cypriniformes, Danionidae. The record is from RefSeq and is a predicted model, not a curated record.
CUUGGAGUAGCUCUCCUCUGCGCGAGGCUCACCGUUUUGGGGCUUGGCAGUGAGUGAUGACUACAGCACGGGCAGCUCAAGUCUAGCUCUAGCAUUCUGGCACACACACAGUGAAAAACAGAGAGAGAGAGAAAGAGCGGAUGUCACUGAAGAACCAUGGCAGGUGCAGUUUUUCUACUUGGAAGAAGCUGGAUAAUGCAAAUGAGUUGAAAGCAGAGAACAGCUUCGUAUGGAUUUAUCUGCCUGAUUGUAAUCUCAUGUGAUCAUACUUGUUUUGGAAGAUCACACAUUGUUCCUGAGGAUCCACAUUUAUCCUGCUGCUUGGAGCAAAAGCUAAUUAUUGGGACUUUCGUUUCUAUCUAAAGAACUGAUGGUAAAGUUUCUGCCACCGGUUUUCAUUCUUUAAUCAAGAAAUUUUAGCACUACUGGCUGUCAAACAUUUUAAUUGUAUCCAUAAAGAGUCCACUUAGUAAGUAGACUCUCUUCGGAGCGUCAAUACAAUGCCUGGAUUACCCUUUUGACUGCUUAGUGAACCCGUGUGAAAUCACCGCGGAGGAGGUACGGUGGGGGCUGAGUGUAUGGGAGCUGCAUUCCUCCACUUGAGACCGAACUGAUAAUCCAACAUCCUGACCGGCGAUACAAACCGAUCGGAUACAAACGCUGUAGGGACAGGACUGGAACCACCCUUCACAGUCUAGGUCAAAGGGAUUGGCAGAAGAAUGCUGGCGCCAGGUGCCCAGGGGCAGGAUGGCGAUGUGUUGGCAGAGAGCUGCGGUUGUUAGAUGGUUCCUCUUGAUGCUCCUGUGGCACUGGGCACCUCUGGGCCCUCUGAGCUGGUUUCUGGCUCUGGCUGAGCGUCUGGACCAGAAGACCUCACCGUUCUCUUCCAUCUCCGGCCGGAGCAGCGGCCAGCUGGAUUGGCUCCUGUCUGAUAAAGGGCCCUUCCAUCGCUGUCCAGAAUACACAGAGUUCAAAGAGCGCUUCCAACAAGGCUUCUCCACACGCUACAAAAUCUACAGGGAGUUUAGUCACUGGAAAGUGAACAGCUUGGUGACAGAAAAGAGAGACUUCUUCAAAGCCCCGCUGCCUUUGGCUCCAGAGUUUUUACGCAACCUCAGGCUUCUGGGGAGAAGGCCGAGUCUUCAGCAGAUCCAUGAAAAUCUGAUCAAGAAAUAUGGCACUCAUUUCUUGGUUUCAGCCACAUUGGGAGGAGAGGAGUCACUCACAAUCUUCUUGGACAAACAAAAGCUGAGCAAAAAAUCUGAGGGCAACGGAAACAGCUCCGUGGUCUCACUAGAAAUCUUGCACCAGUUGGCGGCGUCGUACUUCACAGACAGAGAGAGCACCCUGAGAAGACUUCACCACCUGCAGAUCGCUACAUCUGCCAUCAAGGUGACGGAGACCAGAACGGGGCCUCUUGGAUGCAGUAACUACGACAGCCUGGAUUCCGUCAGCUCCGUCUUAGUGCACAGCCCCGAAAAUAAGAUCCAUCUGAAAGGUCUUCAGGAUGUGCUUCCCGAGUUCCUGCGGAAUCGUUUUGUGGAGGCGGCCCUCAGUUAUGUGGCGUGUAAUUCGGAGGGCGAACUACUGUGCCGUAACAAUGACUGCUGGUGCCGCUGCUCCACAAAGUUCCCUGAUUGUAACUGCCCUUUUGCAGACAUCAAAGCCAUGGAGGAGAGUCUGCGUAAGAGCAAAGAAUCCUGGAUCAACCUCAACCAAGACUUCAUAGAGUCAGAUGAGUUCAAGGCCUUUCUCAAGAAAUUGCCCACGGAUAAUUUUUUAAACACCUCUGCCGUCUUAAAGUUCUGGACAUCAGAUCUGGUCCUGCAGAGACGUUAUGGCCUGCUGGAGGCGAGCACUAAAGUGGUGCUGGGAAAAGCCAUCAAGAUAGUGCGCAAACUCUUUGCUCUCAGCAAGCGCUGUCCUACGCAGCCAAAAAUCAGCCUGCCUAGAGAAAGGACGCUGGGGUUUUGGCUCAACAAAGCUCAGUCUCUGUUGUACUGCAGUGAGCAUGGUGUGCACGGCACAUUCUCUGAGGAUCUGCAGGGCUGCAUCUGCGCUGCAGAGCAACGCACCGUCUGCCAGGGCACUGUGCCAUGUAGGGUGGGUGAGGGUACCCUCUGCUCCUCCUGCGCCCCGGACAACAUCACCCGCUGUGGCACAUGCCUCCCAGGCAGCAUCCUGCAUAUGGGCUUCUGUCGACCCAAUAUUGCCAACUCUUUAGACCACUAUGUCAACUUUGACUUUGACAUGCCGGACGCAGAGAUGCGUUACCUCCUUCAAAGGCUUGACAGUCGCAUGGAGGUCCACGCCAUCUACAUCAGCAAUGAUGUGCGGCUAGGGAGCUGGUUCAACCCAGCGUGGAGGAAGCGCAUGCUGCUCACCCUCAAGAGCAACAAGAACAAGUCCAACCUCAUCCACAUGCUGAUGGGGAUCUCUUUCCAGAUCUGUUCCACCAAGAACAGCACCCUGGAACCCGUGCCUGCAAUCUAUGUUAACCCCUUCGGGGGAAGUCACUCCGAGAGCUGGUUUAUGCCUGUCAACCAGCAGGACUUCCCGGACUGGGAAAGAACUAAAUUGGACGCCUCGCUCCAGUGCUAUAACUGGACCCUCCCUCUUGGCAGCAAGUGGAAGUCUUUCUUUGAAACGGUGCAUAUUUACCUGCGAAGUCGCAUCAUCACGGACGAUCCCGUCGUCAAUGAGACACUUUUUUAUGAGCCGCUGGAUCUGGAUGACCACUCGGCUAACCUGGGCUAUAUGAAAAUCAACAGCCUGAAGGUGUUUGGCUACAGCAUGCACUUUGAUCCCGAGGGGAUCAAGGACCUGAUCCUCCAGUUGGACUACCCGUACACGCAGGGCUCGCAGGAUGCAGCCUUCCUGAUGCUUCUGGAGAUGAGGGACCGUAUCAACCGACUCUCUCCACCCGGGGCCCAGCCGCUGGACCUCUUCUCCUGCCUCCUGAGGCACAGGCUCAAGCUUUCGUCCAGCGAGGUGGUACGCAUACGGGAAGCGCUCCAGAGUUUUAAUGCCAAGCUUCCCAACUCCACUGAGCCAGAACUCAGCCAGCUGUGCAGCUAGCUCAAAUGAGCCUCUGUCGCUCAUCCUUGCCUGCCUGUGAGAAUGUAUUUGUAAAUGUGAUGAGAAAAGAAAGGAAAUGGAAAUAUAUUCUCAGUGUCUGCGUAAAUGUUUGUGGCUGAGAUUUUCUUUGAACACUCUUCCUUUGAGUGGCAAUAGUAAGAAACAGAAAUUUUGAUUGUGACUGAUUCUGGAGCAUACCAUUUGGAAGCCGUAAGUUGCCAGAAUAUUCCCCUCCUGGGAACACCUUGUUGGAUCUAGCCUACAGUCAAACUUACUUCGUGUUUACUUGGGUUCUUUUAAAGACAGUGGGGAUUUUACCUAAGUGGACUGCCUACAUGAUCAAAGAAAAAUAAGUGAGAAUAAAUAUGGUUUCCAAGCACAUAUGUGCUGGUGCUGUUGUUAUUCUUGGUGAUGUCAAUGUCUGAGAUGAAUCUGGAGAAUCGACAGUUCCAAUGUAAAAUCUAUUCAAAUGUAAAGAGUUGGAGCACAGGGGUCCAACAAAUAUAACAAUCAGCAGAGACUUAGAUUUGUGCUUUUUUAUUUUAUCUGGAGUCGCAAAUCCUGUAUUGUGAAAUCUGUAUAUCUGUAUUUAAUGUGGGAUUGAAUUGCAGGAAUGUUGGAUAGAAAAUCCUUUGUAUUCAGAGAUAAGGCUAAACCAAAAGGUAAACAUGAAAGCAAACUGAAUGGAACAAUUUCUUUACUUUUCUAAUGUUCGCUGAAAUCUCUUUUGAGAAGGCAACUAAGGUUACAGUACAUACUUACAAUAUUGUUUUGAACAGGUAUGUGGGUUGCUUUGUAAAUACUGCUCAUCUCAUUCAAGGCGUGAAAAGCUUCACACUGCUUCUUGGAUACAUACUGAUAAACACCCAUAUUUGUACUUUCUAAAAGUGCAAACACCAAAAAAAUAAAUAAAUAAAACACACACACACACACUUCAACACAAAACAAUUGCCUUAUGAAGUGAAGUCUCUGUUCUGAUAUCAAAGCACACUUGCCUGUAUGUCUCUCUCUCUCUCUUUAGGAAACAAAAGCUGAAGACAUGUAUUCUCUUUCUUUUUUCCCUCUAUACUAAAUUCUGAUUUUCAGUGACCUCUAAUCUGUAAAUGUUCAUUUUUAAUUGAAGUGUUAUAUGAGGAGUGCAUUACGUGUCAUCUAUGUGCAAAUACAGAUUUACAUUUACAUCUUCUGAUUCAAUAGCUUUGUUUUCCACAGCAUUUUCCUGCUUUUCUAUCACAUUUGAUGAUGUGACGAGGCAUAACUGUAAUACAUGAAUUGAUUUUAGCAUCUAGAGGCAAUUAUUUCCACUCAUUAUUUAAUAACUGUACAUGUACUGCUAAAGUGUUCUUGAUUUAGCUACUUGGGUUGUAGCAUUUGUCAACACAAACAGCCACAAAAUUACAGCCUUUGACAACACAGAGCAUUUAUUACUGCUUUUUAUAGAAAACCGGAAUGUGUGGAAAUGUCUGUGAAAAUUGCAUAUAUGCAUCAACAUAAAAAAGCUAUCAGUUUUCUGUCAAGAUAAGAUGGAUCGCUCAAUAUAUGAGGAGCAACUUAUACAGUGUGGGGCAAAAAAAAGGAAUAAAAAAAGUGCAAUUUAUGCUGUUGUCAUGGAGAACCGUAAGACCUUCACAUAGUCUGUCUCAAUACAUCUGUGACUCAAUGGCGAAAGGGGAAAAACAUUUUCGCUAAAUUCAGAAGAUGAAAAUCACAGGGAGUGUGUAAAUGGGAGUUGUUUAUCUUAAUGUGUAAGACAGGAAUCAGUUUUCGCCCUUCAACAAAUCGUCAAGACAGCGAAGGCCGUCUAAUCAAUCACAACAGCCCUGUACAAACUGGUAUUUUCCCUUGAGAAGUAAUGUCGAAACAUUUCUGUAGUUAAAAAUCUAUCGUGAUUAAACUGCUUGAAGUUAUGAAACAAUUUCUAAAAACUUCAAAUAAUUAAGUCGUGAUUACAAAUAUACCGUACACCAUAAUAAACAGCAAAAAUCAGUCCAAGGCACUCAAAAAAUGUGGACAACUUAUUAAAAAGCCUUUAUUCACAUGGCUAAUCCAGGAUUAUAAAGGCUUUUUAAUAUUCUUUCCACAUAUUUCGAGUGCCUUGGACUGAUUUUUGCUGUUUAUUCUGAUGAAUCUCUUACCCAAAGAGCACUGACACAUUAUUUAAGCUACCCCUGAGCACUUUUUGUUUGAUUUUGGAUUUUUAUACUGGGUAACACUUAGACUGUCUGCUUAAUAUCUGUCGAUAUAGCUUCUUCAACAGACAUUUAACUGACCACAAGAAACUUUGCAAGUACAUGUCAACUUACACGAACCAUAAAGCUAACCCCAACCUAUCAGUCUACUUAUAAUCUAAUGAGAAUUAGUUGGCAGGUUGAUGCAAUGUAACUUAAAUUCAACAAAUGGACCAUCAAAAUAAAGUGUGACCUUAUACUGUACACCAUCUUUUAAAAGUUUGGGGUCAUGUAUGUUGUCCUGUUUAUUUUCAAAUGUGCUAAAGGAAACUUGGUUUAGUUUGUACUUGUUAUAAAAUUGAAAAGAGACCAUUUUUUUCUUCAGUAAUUACACCAAUCUGUAGUGUCAUGUUAUAUUUUAUUCCUUUUCUAAAUAAGUCUAUUGUGUUUACAAGUGGGGACUUUCUUAAAAAUAGACUGAAAGAAAUCAUGUCAAAUCAUAAGGUUGUGCUAUAAAAGAUUCUUAUCCGUGAGCUUUACUGAAAAAGCUUUAGAUUUUCCAUCAAGUUAUAUUUUUCAGAUGUCAUUGGGAAAAUA